This is a messenger RNA of Toxotes jaculatrix (banded archerfish), 3025 nucleotides long. RefSeq lists its product as uncharacterized. The transcript has 3 exons. Lineage: Eukaryota; Metazoa; Chordata; Actinopteri; Toxotidae. The coding region runs from base 204 to 620 and encodes 138 amino acids. Gene Ontology annotation, molecular function: 2 iron, 2 sulfur cluster binding. The record is from RefSeq and is a predicted model, not a curated record.
GACGACGUCCCGGCUGACUGGCAGGCUGCAGCUAGGCUCGGAUGCAGGCAGCCGAGUCCGCACGGCUGACCGUGGUACCAGCCGGCCUGGUGGUUAGCAUGGAAUUUUUGCACAGAGCGAACUGCCAAAUGCAUUUGCACCGGCGGAAAAAAAGAGACCCGUAGUGGCGCAAAUUACAAAACCAGUUCAUUUCGCCGUUCUUUAUGGCUUCUGGCUCCGGGAAUGAAGAGGGAAACACGGAAGGCGUUUCAUGGAGACUCAUAGGCCCGGCCUCGGAGCUUUCCAAGAAGCGCUGCCGUCUAAUGUACUCCUCCCUCGGCUACGACUCUGAUGUCUGCCUGUUCUAUGUGAAGGGGGAGUUUUUUGCCAUGGACGCCCGCUGUUCGCACUCCGGCGGUCCUCUGUGUGAGGGGGACAUUGAGGAGGCUGAUGGAGUCCUGCAGGUCUUCUGUCCCUGGCAUGACUAUGACUUUGACCUCAGGACUGGGAAGUCAGGCACCUCCUUACAGGAGGCAGGAAGCUUCGGUUGCAGACUGCAGCGAGGAGCCAAUGGGAACAGUCACAGCUUGAUGCAGUCAAAUCAUGCACUUUUAUCAGAUGGAGGAGGUUCUACUGAUUGAAAUGAGUCAGUUAAGAUCAUUUUCCCCUUUUAUUCAAUCAAACAUGUUUUGCUCCCGUCUUCUGCUGUUUGGAUGAGAGAAUCAAUGAAACAGUCCAAACAAGAGCUUCAAUUUCCACGAACAUCUCAUUCUGUCCUCUAUUAAUCAUUUUUUAUAAACCGUCUUUUUUUUUUACACAUCGCUGCAAUGAAAUCUAACGACAAGUGUUAUGUUUUCACAGGAGGAUUUACUAUCUCUUUAAUACACCGUAAACGUGCUUGUGCUUUGGCACAUUAAGGUGCUGUCAGAGUUCCCACUGCUUCCACAGUAGCUCUAAGUGGUGGGUUUCUUCUCCAUCUUCCAGCUCUUGUGUCUUUGUUCUGAUUGUUUCAGCAACAAGUGUAUGAAGUCAAACUAGAGGACGGCAACGUGUACGUGAAACACUCCAGUCGUCUCUCCUUACUGCCUUUUCCUGCCAAUCAGAAAAGCUGAACAACCUUUGCCCAGCUGCUUCAUCCUUCAGCCCCAUGGUUAGACCUCAGAUCGUCUGAUUACGGAGCCUCCUGCCUGUAGCGAGCCCGGGCUAUUUUUAAGACUUGUUCCACAAACCCAAGCCAUCCGAAACAUUCCUAAGCCUUAUCUGUCAUUUUCUCAGAACUGUUUUCUGCUUUGAUUGCUGUGGACUCAGGACGAUAUCAAGAAGACUGCCUGAAGAGGACAUGACAUCAUUAAAUUGUUUCAGAGUUUUUCUUGCUGCCAUUCCAGGAAGAGACUCAUCCCAGAUGCUGAACAUGGAGAGCUGUCAGCCAACUGCUGACCUUGACGACACACCAAACAGUGGCAAAUAUGCAAAAUGAAAACACACAUUUUACUUUUCUCAGCAGAUGUUAUAAAACUAACCAGCAUAUUUGAUUAUUGGCAUUAUAAAACUUUUCUAUAUUUUAAGGAUUCCUGAAGAAGAUCAUAUUACUACAUCUGAUGAAAAUAUUACAGGGUGAAUAAGUUUUGAAGUAAAUCCUUUUUUCUUUACAUCAGAGCAACUCUCUACCUGUUCAUCUAUUUGUCAGUCUUUGCAAAAAUCAUAAUUGCUCUUAUGCGAUGAAUUCACAUGCAGAUAGAAAUGAAGUUUCUUUGGGUUUUGCUGUCUUAUUAGAGAUAAUGUGAGUCAUUAACAUAUAUGCAAAAUGCAGUUCAAAUCUAGUGAUCUGUAAAUUGAAAGAGACUAUGAGGACAAAAUGAGCAGUAGAGUUCAGUAAAAACUGAACAGUGCCAUCUUGAUGUCUUGACAAGAUGUGCCGAUGAUGAUUAUCAAUUAUGUGGUGUAACGCGGACGUCCGAAAAUGAGAACCAUUGUAUUGGAAUAAGCAAUACAAGUCUUCUUUGUAUGUAACCAUGAAAUAAUCAAAUAUAAUGACAUUUUCUUUCAACCACUACCAAACUAAACUGUCUCACGUUCGCUGCUACCCAUGAUGGUUUUCCUUGUCCCCAACAAGCGUUACCUGUGGUCUCAAACUGUUUGACUCACAGACAAGAAAUCACGCUUGCUGAGUUGUGGCCUUUGGAUAAAUUUAGACACUUAUUCCAGUGAUGUCACGCAACAGAAACUCCCUUUCAGAAUUUGAGUUUUCUGGAUUGUUUUCUAACCCAAAUAGCGUUCCAGCGAGUAGAACACACAUGAAGGGCACCGCAAUUACGACUGCAGGCAGCCCUGGUGCUAAGAUGUCUCCAUCAGCAUUUCUCUCCAUUCCUGGCCCGUGCACAGACAGGUUUGUCUGUUACUGACGCAAUGGGAUUUAAAAGAAACAGUUAGUAAGGCGCCGGAGGAAGGUUCACGACCUGAAAUGCACCAUUGACUCAAGAAAAAUGUGUUUUUCUAGCUUUGUGUGUGUGUAUGUGUGUGUGUGUUUUCUUUAUUCCUUCGUGGUGAGAGCAGUCACUCACUAUAUUUUCUGUCAGCUCCGUAUUCUGGCAGAUGCACAGAGCCCAGUCUAGUAGGUGUCAGUGACAGUGUGGCACAGUGCUCGUUUUCCUCUCUGCUGUGUUCCCUGUUGUGCAGCUUUAUUACAGUAAUAAUUCCACUGCCUAAAAAUGGCUGUCAUGUGAUGCAGAGGUCUCACUGUGUGCAUUAUAACUCAUCACCUGGUGAGGUCAGACUUUUGCACUGUUUCCUCAACUAUUUUUCAUACGUUCAGUUGAUUUUAACCUGUUUAUUCCUUUGUUGUUUCUUGUGUGAGCUAUGGAUCUGGUCUAUAUGUUAAGAAUAUCUGCUGACUGCGUACACUAACUUGUGGUACGUUUAAUUUUAGCUGUGUAAUAGUUGUGAGUUAGCAUUGUUUUAUUUGUUGUAGACCGUGUCUAUUGUUAUUUAUGAAAAAUUAUGUUCAUCUGUUAUUUAAUUCACAAAUUAAAUGAUUUUCUUAGCAUUA